UGAGGGAGAGAUACGGUGUCAGCGUACACGCGAAGCCAGUUUUUUUUUUAAUCCGUACAAAAAUCGUUUCGCUCUAUUUACAUUUAUAAUAAUCUUAAUUAAAGCGAUUUUUUAAAUUAUUGAAAUAUUUGUGUUAAUUAAAAGCGUACUGUUGGUAAAUAUAGCUAAACAUGUGGAAAUAUAUACACUGUGUGUUUGAGAAUUAUAUCCAGGAAAGAUGAUUUAGUGUUAUUCAAUCCAUCAUUCAUUAUGGAUAAGUGUGGAUUAUUUCUGAGCUGCCGUAAUCGUUCGCCAGUGGAUCUUAAUGUGGGAAGAAUGGAGCAGGUUUUCUCGUGUGUCCGCGUGUGUGUUUACAGUGUGGUGUUGUGUGUGCUCGUGUCGACGGCGCGUGCUGUGACCACGGACAGCGCAGGUUUGGUCACGCCUCUGACCCAGUACGAUUCGAUCCCGGGUCUGAGGCCGGACAACGACGAGGAGGUGAAGCUGGCGUACCCGGACUACGACCGGUUGUCCACGGACAGACCGGAUGUGGCUCAUGUGUUGGGUAUCAUCGAGUCCCCCCUGAACCCCUUACCAAACGACACCCGCCACAUCAUGAACAAGAUCGGCGACGACAACAUCUCCUUCACGAGCGUCGACCUCGAGCAAUUGGAUCCUGAUGACGUCACCAGCGUCAAAAAAGCCCUGAAAUCACUCCGGACCAUCAAACCAGCGGCCCUCAUUGGCCCAUACAGUUGGCCCUACGCCGUCGCCUCUGAGCAUGCGCGAGUGCCCUACUUCCUGACCUCCAUGAUGCCUGCGUCGCAGAACGUCUCAUCCUUUCACAUCCAACUUUUCCCGAACUCGACCGUCUUCGCUCAAGCGACCGAGGACAUGACGAGGUUCUACAACUUCCACAGUGUGGCUGUUUUCUACGACUCGCCUACAGGCACAUCUAUCUUGGAACGUCUGGCUCAAAAAUCCUGGCUACUUGUCACUGGUGUCCACGUGACCAACACAACUUUACCCACACUUAGAGAACAGCUGAAAACUUUACGUGGCAAAUUUUUCACCGUCUUCACGGCGGUCCUCAAUCCUGACCACAUGAGGUACCUUCUUGACCAGGUACUUUCACUAAGUAUGUUUUCCCCACCCAACAAAUGGCUCCUGGUCAAUGAAGGCCUGCAGGAGUACAGCCUGGAGAAGUACGUCGACUCCCACGCCAACAUGACGGUGCUGCGUCUGAUGAUGGACUACAACUCCAACUUCUGCAGCCUUGAGUCCGACUACAUCAACCUGAGACGGGCCGUGUUCCACGACGCCGUCCGGCUCUACGAGAGGAUGUACUCGAACCGGACCCGGACCAACGGCACGGAGAAGUUCAACAUGAGGCAGACGGUGCGAAAUCUUGAGUUGGACGGCUGCACGGGUCAUCUGAUUUUCUCCCGAAACGGUCAGAGGACGGAGAGUUUCCUCCAGAUGAUGACAUUGGACGGUUACAAGUCUGGUUUGACGUCAUAUGACAAACAUACCGGAACCUGGCGCAGCGAGCCAAAAGACAUCAAACAUCGCGUGGAGCCGUCAAAGUCUUUCAGUGCCGUCUUUCAGAUGUCAGAGAAUGUGUUUGGUGACGAUCCGUUGAGGAUCUCCUUCAUAGUGGAGACCCCGUUCAUCGGCAACCGUAGCAACAAGAGCUUGGACAACGGUCACCCUCUGUACGAAGGUCUUCUGAUUGACAUCCUGUUGGAGAUGGUCAACAUCCUGGGCUUCAAGUACACCAUCAAACACGUGGGAGACAACAAAUAUGGCAGCUACAAGAACGCCACUGGAUGGACGGGCAUGAUACGUGAGCUCAUUGAUAAUAAAGCGGACAUUGCCCUGGCACCGUGGCAGAUGACGACAGAGAGGGCAGAGGUCGUGGACUUCACCAAACCUUUCAUGACCAAAGGCACCACCGUGGUGGUCAAGAGGCCGGAGCAGAGGGUCGGGAAAUAUCAGUUCCUGUUGCCCUUGUCUACCAUAGUCUGGUCGGCCAUCUUUGUGGCGUUCGUCGGGACAAGUCUGAUGUUGUUUGCAGUCAGCAGGGUCAACUCCGACCGUCAGGCCAAGUACACCCACAACCUGCGGGAGAGCUUCUGGUACAUCUGGGGCACGCUGCUCAGGGGGUCCUUGAGUGGGAGCCCCCACGCCAUCUCGUCACGCAUCAUCUCCUCCGCCUGGUGGUUCUUCUGCCUCAUCCUCUCCUCCAUCUACACGGCCAACCUGGCAGCUUUCCUCACCAUCACCAUCGGUGACGUCGGCAUCAACUCGGCCGCGGACUUGGCCUCUCAGACGGAGUACGUGUACGGCACCGUGGAGGGCUCUCAAACGGCCAAGUUCUUCCAGUACACCAGCAUGCGGCACUACGCCGCCAUGUGGGCCCACAUGUCCACCCUCACGCCCAACUCCAUGAGCCGGACCACGCAGAUUGGCAUUGAGCGCGUUAAAAAGGGUAAAUACGCCUUCAUCUGGGACUCGCCUUACAUCCGUAAUGUGAUCAGUAACGAGUGUGAUUUGAUGGAGAUUGGCUCGCCCUUUGACCUCAAAGGUUACGGUUUGGCCUACAGAAAGAACGCGCCCUUUGGUGAGAAGCUGUCCAUGGCCAUUCUCAAGAUGCAGGACGACGGGCUGCUGUACAAAAUGGAGCGGAAAUGGUUUCGACCCCAGGUCUGCCCCAGCCACCAGCAGAGCGCCAAGACCCAGUCGCUGGACCUGGAGACGGUGGCCGGCAUGUACCUGGUCAUCUGUGGCGGUGCCGUCAUGUCCAUGCUGCUCUGCUUCCUCCAGUACUGCUACGGUCACUUCCGCCGGAAAAGGAAGCUCCGCGCCACUAAAGGCAAGAACCAGGAGCCGCUGACCACACAGGAGCUGGGCAGCGAGUUCAAGAGGUCAAACUUCGCCAGUCCACUCAGCGAGUCACGUGACGUGAACCAAGACGAGAUCACGUAUGCUAAUCACUCGCCCCUGCAUUAUCGUACAUCUGCAGACUGGACCUAACAUCCGGUCAGUGGCACCAUCCGUUACCAGAGCGAGUGGAAGAAUUUGAUUUGGUCGUGUGGGUAGGAGUACAUUUUUUAUCUUUUCAAAACGAGGCUGUGGUCACUGUGGUCAAUGGAUGCAGCGGGUGACGAGGAACCGAUGGUGAUGGAGUGCUCAGUCGUCUGCAGGACGUGCGGACUGGUCACGUGAUUGUGGGGCUAACCGGACAUGUGACCUGUUCAUGUUACUAAAGCCCCGCCCUCCCCAACCUGAUCGAGACUUAUUAUGCAA
This is a messenger RNA of Physella acuta, 3288 nucleotides long. Its product is annotated as glutamate receptor ionotropic, kainate 2-like. The record is from RefSeq and is a predicted model, not a curated record. Gene Ontology annotation, molecular function: signaling receptor activity; ligand-gated monoatomic ion channel activity. Gene Ontology annotation, biological process: monoatomic ion transport. NCBI's taxonomy places the organism in Eukaryota, Metazoa, Mollusca, Gastropoda, Physidae. Gene Ontology annotation, cellular component: membrane.